Helianthus annuus (common sunflower) is the source of this 2487-nucleotide messenger RNA. RefSeq lists its product as uncharacterized. The coding region runs from base 1 to 2487 and encodes 828 amino acids. The transcript has a single exon. Lineage: Eukaryota; Viridiplantae; Streptophyta; Magnoliopsida; Asterales; Asteraceae. Gene Ontology annotation, molecular function: nucleic acid binding; zinc ion binding. The record is from RefSeq and is a predicted model, not a curated record.
AUGGAUACACGAAGUAGUGCGGAAUUAAAAAAGGUUAUCGAAAUCCUAGAAGCCGAAAAGACCGAGAUGGCCCAGCGAAUGAAACUCAUGCAGGAUCAAACCCAGGAACUUUCUGUUAGAAGGCCUCAAUCGGAUGAAGACUCGGAUAAUGGAGAUGGUGGUAAGAAAGAUAAAGGUUCGGGUAUUCGACACGGUGAUCAGAUGGGUACCUGGGUAUCGAAUGACAUUAAGGCGGAUAUCCCGGAGUAUGAUGGGAGGUUGGACCCUGAUGAGUUUAUAGAAUGGUUAUGCACAGUAGAACGGGUUUUUGACUACAAGCAAACUAGCGAAGAAAACAAGGUUAAAGUGGUCGCCUUGAAGUUGAGAAAGUAUUCGUCCAUGUGGUGGGCUAAUACGUGUAGUAAACGAGAACGGUUGGGUAAUGAGAAGGUGAGGGCUUGGCCAAAGAUGAAGAAACUACUAAAGCAGAAGUUUAUGCCUAGUUAUUAUAUGCAGGCGAGUUUUUCACAACUUCAUAAUAUUAAACAGGCUGGUAGAACAACAGAAGAGUAUUCUUGGGAGUUUGAACAUCUUCUCAUGAAGUGUGAUCUCCCUGAAGAUGAUCCCCAAACACUAGUCCGGUACUUGGGUGGGCUUGACUCCAAAAUAGCCCACGUCGCUGAAUUACACCCCUAUUCUACCUUAGAAGAAUUAACUUUACUGGCCCACAAAAUUGACACCCAACAGAGGAACAAAGGCAAGUCUAAAACCCUUAAACCCACCACAAAACCUUUCACUCAAACUAAACCUUCCAUACCUCCUAAAUCAAACUCAAACCUAGAAUCAUCCAGUAACCCCACAAAGAUUACCAGACGGUGUUUUCGAUGUCAUGGGCUGGGGCACAUAGCAUCGGAGUGUCCGAAUAAAAGAGUUGUCACUCUUGUUGAUUUCAAAAUCGAAGAAGAAAUGUCAAGCUUAGUAGGGAAUGUAGUUUUACCGUCGGCUGAAACGCAUGCGCAAGAAGACGUGUUGGGGCCGGAUGAGGGAGAAUGUCUUGUUGUUAGACGAACACUUGGCGACAUCCUUGAUCAGGAAGAAAAUCAGCAACGAGAAGCCCUGUUUCAUACUCGCUGCACAGUUGUUAACAAGGUGUGUACGAUGAUCAUAGACGGGGGUAGCUGCACCAAUGUAGCCUCUCAAACACUAAUUACCAAACUGAAUCUGACCACUGAGCCGCAUCCGAAACCCUACGUUAUACAGUGGCUCAAUCAAGGCAAAGGUAUUCAGGUUUCUUCUCGUAUUUUAUUACCUAUAAGCAUUGGCAGGAAGUAUGAAGAUCAUGUAUGGUGUGAUGUCAUCCCUAUGGAUGCAUGUCACAUACUGCUCGGUAGACCAUGGCUGUUUGAUAGGAGGGUAAUGCAUGAUGGGUACAAGAAUACUUAUUCUUCUGAUCAUGGAAAUCGACGAAUCGUUUUAACACCCAUGUCGCCUAAACACACAACCUCAGACCCACAAAUUCCCUUAAGCACUCUUUUACAAUCUGAACAACAUGAAUUCACUUCUUAUAGGGAGUUCAUUCUGAUUGGAUUGGACGAAGAGGAUGCAACUCAACACAAUGAACCUCACCCACUCAUACAGCCUUUAUUACAAUCCUAUUCCCACGUUUUCCCAAAAGAAAUUCCAAUUGGCCUGCCCCCUACCGGCUCCAUUCAGCACAAGAUCGAUCUUAUUCCGGGAUCAGUCUUACCCAACAAACAUGCAUACCGAACUAACCCCAAAGAAACACUCGAGAUUCGUUACCAAGUUGAAGAACUUUUAGCCAAGGGGCUCAUUCGUGAAUCAUUGAGUCCUUGUGCAGUACCCACACUUCUUGUACCAAAAAAGAAUGGGGAGUGGCGGAUGUGCAUUGAUAGUCGAGCCAUUAACAAGAUUACAAUUAAAUACCGAUUUCCGAUCCCGCGUAUGGAUGACAUAUUGGAUGAACUGCAUGGCUCAACUAUUUUCUCUAAAGUUGACCUACGAAGUGGUUACCAUCAGAUCAGAAUUUGUGAGGGUGAUGAAUGGAAGACAACAUUUAAAACCAAAGAAGGGCUGUAUGAAUGGCUUGUUAUGCCAUUCGGGUUGUCCAACGCCCCUAGUACGUUCAUGCGGUUAAUGAACCAUGUUUUGAAGCCAUUCUUGGGGCAUUUCACAGUGGUCUAUUUCGAUGAUAUUUUAGUCUAUAUUUGGAUAGAAAAGGAUCAUCUUAAUCAUUUACAACAGUUAUUCCGUGUGCUGGAUCAAGAGAAAUUAUAUGGUAAUGCUGAAAAAUGUGAUUUUUUUACAACACAGGUCAUUUUUCUUGGCUAUGUGGUCUCCUCACAGGGUAUACAGGUAGAUGAACGGAAAGUACAAGCAAUCAAAGAUUGGCUGUUCCCACUUCAGUUCAGCAAAUUUGAAGUUUUCACGGUCUUGCUUCGUUCUAUCGGCGUUUUGUCAGAAACUUUAGUUCGAUUGUUGCUCCUAUGA